UUUGAAUGUUGAACGUGUGCUUAUUAAUAUAUGUAAAUAUUCCUUUGUACCUUUAACGUGUAUGUAACAUAAAAAACUCAUCCCCAGUACUGCCAAUUCUCAUCCAAUUCCUUCACACAGAUCGAGAAUGAUCUCUUCGUGGAGACGGCGAAGAGCUCAUCGCCGUGCCGGUAAGGAGCAGCCAUGGGGCGAGAACACAGACAUGGAGCUGACGAUACCGGGCCAUUUCCGAUGCCCAAUUUCUCUAGACUUGAUGAAAGAUCCGGUCACGUUUUCGACGGGAAUUACGUACGACCGUGAGAGUAUCGAGACGUGGCUCGAGGCCGGGAACCAGACCUGUCCCAUUACAAACCAGGAAUUGAAGAGUCUGGAGCCAAUACCGAAUCAUGCCAUAAGGCAGAUGAUACAAGACUGGUGCGUUGAGAACAGGUCCCAUGGCAUUGAAAGGAUUCCCACGCCUCGGAUUCCCGUGACUUCGGCUCAGGUUUCAGAACUCCUUCGUAAGAUUACCAUGGCAAGUGAACGUGAAGACGAAGCUGGGUGCCUGAAGUUGGUGACCAAGCUCAAGGCAUUGGCAAAGGAGAGUGAUCGUAACAAGCGGUGCAUUGUGGCCAACACGACCGGCAGUGUUUUGUCGGCUGCGUUUGACAUAUUUUCCAAAGUGUCUUUCGACAGAAAUGCUGCUGUGUUGGAGGAGAUCUUGUCGACUUUAGCAUUACUUUUCCCAUUGGACAGAGAGGCCAAGUCCUACCUCCAAUCGUCUGCUUCAUUGCAUUGCAUGGCCUGGUUUUUGAAGUGUGGGGAUUUGUCGGGGAGAAGAAAUUCAGUCUUGGCUUUAAAGGAUAUUCUUUCAUCGGAUGAGAGUAGGGUAGAAUCAUUUUCCAAGAUUGAAGGAGCUUUGGAAGCAUUAGUGAAGCUGAUUAAAGAGCCCAUUUGCCCUACUGCAACAAAAGCUACGUUAAUGGUGAUAUAUCACAUGGUUAGCCGCUCGUUUCCAAAUGAGGCAAUUAUAGAAAGAUUUGUGGAUAUGGGUUUGGUCUCUUUACUUUUAGAAUUACUUGUAGAUAACGAAAGAAGCAUGUGCGAGAAGGCAGAGGGUGUUCUUGAUGGGAUAUGCAGCAGUGAACAAGGGAUAGAGAAGGCCUACAAUCAUGCUCUGACCAUGCCGGUUUUAGUUAAGAAGAUACUGAGGGUAUCGGAUUUGGCAACCGAGUUCUCGGUGUCCAUCAUUUGGAAGCUGAUUUGCAAGAAUGAAAAGAGGGAAGAGGCAAGUGUUGUUGUUGUUGAAGCACUUCAAGUGGGUGCGUUUCAGAAGCUGCUGUUGCUGUUACAGGUUGGUUGUGCAGAUAGAACAAAGGAGAAGGCCACAGAGUUGUUGAAACUGUUGAAUCUUCACAGGGAUAGGUUGGAGUGUGUUGAGUCUAUGGAUUUCAAGAAUCUCAAAAGGCCCUUUUGAAGGACAAGUACCAAUUUUGAAGUAGUUAAUUUAAGGGCAUGCAGCAGCCAACUUACACAAUCAAAAUUUGUAUAGAAAAUAAUAUUGGUGGACAGCUCCUGUCCAAACUCCAAAGUACUAUCUUCUACUUCUUUCAAAGAAUUUGUACGGGCUUGCACAUCUUGAACUUGUACUGUUCUAUCAUUACUCAUAAUUUAUCAGCUUGCUUAUCACUUAUGAGUAGAGUUUUACUAGCUAGUUUGAGGAAAAUGUACCAUUUAUUCCCAUAAUAAAUUAUACAAUGCUCGAUAUGUUUUAGAGUGAUAAUAGGAUACAUUAAGGUGUGGUUUGGAUAGAUUAAUGAGAUGAAAUGGUUUUAGAUGAAAAUUAAAAGUUGAAUAAAAUAUUAUUUUUUAAUAUUAUUAUUGUUUUGAGAUUUGAAAAAGUUGAAUUGUUUAUUAUAUUUUGCGUGGAAAUUUGAAAAAGUUAUAAUGAUAAGAUAAAACG
Messenger RNA from Juglans microcarpa x Juglans regia, 1942 nucleotides. RefSeq names its product U-box domain-containing protein 21-like. Gene Ontology annotation, molecular function: ubiquitin protein ligase activity. Gene Ontology annotation, biological process: protein ubiquitination. Bases 128 to 1456 code for a protein of 442 amino acids. The transcript has a single exon. Lineage: Eukaryota; Viridiplantae; Streptophyta; Magnoliopsida; Fagales; Juglandaceae. The record is from RefSeq and is a predicted model, not a curated record.